Panicum hallii is the source of this 2061-nucleotide messenger RNA. Its product is annotated as acidic endochitinase-like. The coding region runs from base 786 to 1757 and encodes 323 amino acids. Gene Ontology annotation, cellular component: extracellular region. The transcript has a single exon. Gene Ontology annotation, biological process: carbohydrate metabolic process. NCBI's taxonomy places the organism in Eukaryota, Viridiplantae, Streptophyta, Magnoliopsida, Poales, Poaceae. Gene Ontology annotation, molecular function: chitinase activity. The record is from RefSeq and is a predicted model, not a curated record.
ACGGGCACCGCCUCUCGGCGGCGUCGGCGACGGCGGGUCGGGGCCCUGGUCGUGAUCGUCGUCCAUGGCGGCGGCCGGUGGCGACGGGAAGCGGGGGUUCGGGGUCAAUAAGAGCGCAGUGCGAUGGAGACGGUGAGCUUUGUUUGGAUUUGGGGGAUGGAGUUGGAAGGAUUGGUGCGGCAAGGUGAGUCUCGGCCACGUCGGACGGGUGACGUGGCCUAAAACUGGGGUGGUUUUGGUUCGGGGGUAAUUUGCACGGUUUUGUUAGUUCGUUAGUGCAAGAUGUUUGGUUUUAUAGUUUCGGAUUGAAAAUCGGACUAUUAUGAUAGUUAAAUGUUGAAAAAUGGAUUUUUUCAUGAGAAUUAAAAGAGCAAGAAUCAUUUGUUUCUUAUCACCUCAAAUCUGCAAAAUAGAAAGACGUACGAAAAAACCAUGCCAAGGUGUCCCAAGAAGUAUCAAGUAACUGAAAAAUAAACCAAAACAAAAUGCUAGCUAGACGCACCUUGGCGUACAAUGUGCACGCACAUUAGAAAUCUGAAACCUUGCUGUUCGUUAGAUGUCACUUCUCGUCAAAAUUUGUGCAUGUCCAACAAUAAUGAUUUUCCACAAGUCUAACAUCAAGUCAACUGGGAAUUUGUCAAAUCUUCCAAGAGGGGCCAUAUGACGACAUGCAUGCCAAAAACUUCCCAAAUCAGAUCAGAAAGGGCCACGUCUACCUGUAACAUCCUUCUCGUCUCUGGAUUUCCUAGGAACGUCAAGCAUCCACCCCCUAUAUAAAGGGCUCCAUGCUACCACUACACCACCAAGCCAAAGCACGUAUACUACUACACACAGCUAGGAGUCCUCCUCCUAACCAGCAGCUCAGCAAAAUGGCGACCAAUCUCAAGUGGCCUUCUGUUCUGGGCCUCCUCGUCGUCGCCGGCAUGGUUGGCGUCGCCAGUGCCGGCAACAUCGCCGUGUACUGGGGCCAGAACGUCAACGAGGGCACCCUGGCCGACGCCUGCAGCUCCGGGAACUACGCGUACGUCAUCAUCUCGUUCCUCAGCACCUUCGGCAACGGGCAGGCCCCGGUGCUCAACCUCGCCGGGCACUGCAACCCCGGCGAGUGCGCCGGCCUCGCCUCCGACAUCCAGUCCUGCAAGUCGCAGGGCGUCAGGGUGCUCCUCUCCCUCGGCGGCGGCGGCGGCAACUACGGCCUCUCCUCCACCGACGACGCCAACAGCCUGGCCGACUACCUGUGGGACAACUUCCUGGGCGGCACGGGCUCGUCGUCCCGCCCGCUGGGCGCCGCUGCGCUGGACGGCAUCGACCUCGACAUCGAAAAUGGCAACUCGGCGCAUUACGACGAGCUGGCGAGCGCGCUGAAGGCGAAGGACGGCGGCGUGCUGCUGACGGCGGCGCCGCAGUGCCGCUACCCGGACGAGUGGCUGGGGCCGGCGCUGCAGACGGGGCUGUUCGACGCCGUGUGGGUGCAGUUCUACAACAAUCUCGGGUGCGCGUACGCCGGCGGGGACGACACCAACCUGGUGGCCGCGUGGCGCACGUGGACCGGAGGCGUCAGGGCCGGGAGCUUCUACCUCGGCCUGCCGGCCUCCGCCGAAGCCGCCGGAAGCGGGUACAUCGCGCCCGGCGACCUGACGGGGACGGUGCUCCCCGCAAUCCAGGGCGUCGGCGGCGGCUACGGCGGCAUCAUGCUAUGGAGCCGCUACUACGACGUGCUGAACAACUACAGCGGCCAGGUCAAGGGCAGCGUCUGAGAUGAGCAUACGAACAAGCUUCCACCGAGCUACUGCGAACGAACGUGUACUUAUAUGUACACACUGGUUAUUCGUUAAGAGAGCUAGCUAUCGGACUAGAUACAAUAAGAGAGCGGACGAUCAGGUGACAGAUGCAUCUGCUACACACUACAGAGUAUAGUACUAGAGCGAGUAGCUACCAUGUACGUAUAAUCGAGUACGCUCAGAUUAUCUGUUCACACGCUUGUGAACUUAGCUAGUGCUCUAGUAGUAGAGUUUGUUUUUAUAUACCGGAUGAAUAAAAGUUGAUUGGCGAUAUAUGUUA